UCCGCGCUUGCAGUAUGGCUGCGCGUUCCCUCGCGUUUAUCGCGCUUUGCGCUUGCGCGAUCACAACUUCGCGCGCAGUUGAGCCAUCAGCACGAAUAUACAUAUCAUCAAGAACGAGAGCCAGACCGGCCAGUGUCUUCGCAAGCGACGAUGUGGAGAAGAGGUACACGCCAGAGAUUGCGGAGGAGCUCAAAGCCACAAAGGAAAAUGCUCUACUCCUUUACACGGAGUACACUUCAGCAGCUUCCACCGAUAUGAAGGCGUUCAUACACAAUGUAUCCUCGCUGCUCCAGGAUACUAUAAGGACUAUGGAGAGCAGAGUGCUAGAUCGUGCUAAUCGACCUUGUCGCGAUGAGUUCGAGAAAAAUAUAAGGAAGAUAGAGACAGACGCACAGCGAGCCGCCUUGUUCUGCGUGGAAAACCAUCACAAGUACCUCCUCGGGCACAUGAUCGUGUUUAGAAUGCACCUGAACAAGAGUCAAGACUAUGUGCAGAGGUGUCAGAAAAUCAACAGAUCAUGUGGUACCCCCUGUGAAACCACACCAAGGAUGAUACGCUGGAGGCGACUGGCUCUCCUCGAAAUAAACCGCGUGAAAGAUGACAUCCAACACUCUCGCCGCUCAUACAAGGACCUGCUUGUACAUUCUCGCCGGAAACUGAAGCACUUGAGGCAAGAAGCGGAGUUGCGGACUAAAUCUGCUAUCGUAGCUGUAGAGCAAUGUGUCAAGAAUACCACCUGCUAGUGUUAAGUGUGGCGUAAAUUAAAUUAAAAUUAUUAUUUUCAAAAUAUAAUUCAGAACCGGCGGGAUUUGAAUCCGCAUCUCUCUGGCUUUUACGACCUGUGAUCUUUACAGACAACUUUGAUUUGAGUCUGACGCAUUUCCGGUUUCAACAUUUUUUUUUUGAGUUUGAGUCUGAGCAUAGUUUUUGUCAUGAUAACUCAUCAUACUGUUUACUUAAUUAAAGGGAAAAGUUUUUGAAAAAUAUUUUUUUACUUUUUUGCCAUUUGCAUAAUAAAAUUGGAGUUACAAAGAAUGUAAAUUGAAAUAAAUAAAGUCGUUUCGUUAAAUCUUUCUCAUUGUGGGGGAGACCCGUGCCCUGCAGUAGGCCAAGAAUAGGUUGAUAUGACGAUGAUGAGUAUGAUGAAAAUUGUAAUAUAUGAAAAAGUACCGUUUUAAUGCAUAUCUUUAUGUUCAAACGCUUAAUAACUAAGACACGGCUCUUCUGAAAAUCGGAUAUGCAUAAUAAGUUUAAGCGACUGUUGGCAGUUUUUAGUUGGCACAUCUAGAAAGAAGUAUUAUAGUUCCAACCUAUUUACAAAAACUCUGUCUUUCUUUAAAUGAAAGAUGAUACAUACACAAACACUCAGAUGCGGAUUUAAAUCCCACCGGUUCUGAAAUAUUGCUAUUUAUUUUUAUAAUAAAUAUUUAACAUUGUAAGUAAGCAGAGUAAACAAACUUUAAAGAGAAUGCAGGAAGCUGUGGAAAAUUGUUACUCGAAUGUUUUGGAAGAUUUCUGACUUCUAUUAUUACCAAUGGACCUACUGCCACUUUGAAGUUGUCUGCAUUUUGAUUGAAGAUUGACGCCAUUUCGGCGCUGUAAUACGAAUGUACAAGGAACUAAAGUAUUUAACAAGGAACUAAUUUAUAUUAUUAAAAGCUCCAUUAUGUAGUUCCUACAUUCGCAUGUCACAUUUAGAGCUUCAAAAAGGGACUCAGUUUAUUAGGCUUAUAAAAUAGUCAGUCGGAUAGUCCAUUGUCCACCUAAAUGUUAGGAUAAUUAGUAUAUUCAUACGUUCAAAAAUGUAUAUUCAAAUUCUUAUUCAAAAUUCAUUUAUUUCAAGUAGGCCUAACAUAAGCACUUUGAAAAAGUCAAGUCUGUCUGUGUGUAGUGACUCUACCGGUUCGGAAGGCAGGUUCUACCGAGAAGAAGCCGGCAAGAAACUCAGCAGUUGCUCUUUUCCAACAUCAACAAUUUACAUUUUACAUUUUAAAAUUCAUUUUUCUAACUUGUGAGAGAUGAAACCGGAGAUAUAUAUCACUCUUAGUUUUAAAAUGUGUUCAAAUAUAAGAAGCCAAAUGAAACCCUUACAUUAAUGAUUGGUCUCAGUUGCGCUCAUACUAGAUCGCCAUUCGCCAGCGUACUUAAUAACAGCAAUCCGUUGCUGGCGUAUCUUUUCAAGUAAGUUUUUCACGUAUUUAUGUUUUCUUAGCUACAUUUAUAACUGUUAUUUAACUAAGCUGUGAUAGGCGCAGUGGGUAGUAGCUCGACUUCACUUUCGGGGGCCCGAAUCCUAAUUUCAGCACGCACAUCUAACUUUUCUAAGUUAUGUGCAUUUUAAGUAUUUUAAAAUAUCACUUGCUUCGACGGUGAAGUAGAACAUUGCGAGGAAACCAGCAUGCCUGAGAGUGCAGUACAUAGAGCCAACCAAACCGCAUGGGGCCAGCGUGGUGGAGUACGGCCUUAAUCCCUUCUCAUUGUGGGAGGAGACCCGUGCCCUGCAGUGGACCGGUAAUGAGUCGAUAUGAUAAAUAAAUAAAUAAAUAUACGACGACAAUACACAC
Pararge aegeria (speckled wood butterfly) is the source of this 2564-nucleotide messenger RNA. RefSeq lists its product as uncharacterized. The record is from RefSeq and is a predicted model, not a curated record. Bases 15 to 743 code for a protein of 242 amino acids. The transcript has 5 exons. NCBI's taxonomy places the organism in Eukaryota, Metazoa, Arthropoda, Insecta, Lepidoptera, Nymphalidae.